AUGGCUCGUGACUUACAAAAUCAUUUACUAUUCGAAGUAGCAACAGAAGUAGCCAACAGGGUUGGUGGCAUUUACUCUGUCUUGAAGUCCAAGGCUCCAGUUACUGUGGCACAGUACGGAGACAACUAUACCCUGAUUGGGCCUUUGAACAAGGCAACAUACGAAGGUGAGGUUGAAAAACUCGACUGGGAGGACGAAAGCGUCUUUCCUGAUGAUCUAUUAGGAGUCCAGAGGACUUUGAUGUCCAUGCGCCAAAAGGGUGUUAAUUUUGUUUAUGGUAAUUGGUUGAUUGAAGGAUCACCACGUGUCAUUCUAUUUGAACUGGAUUCUGUGAGACACUUUUUGAACGAAUGGAAAGCUGACCUAUGGUCUCUUGUCGGGAUCCCAUCUCCUGAGCACGAUCACGAAACAAACGAUGCGAUAUUGUUGGGUUACGUUGUUGUGUGGUUCUUGGGAGAAGUAUCAAAACUGGACAAUAGCCAUGCCAUCAUUGGUCAUUUCCAUGAAUGGCUGGCUGGUGUAGCUUUGCCAUUGUGUAGAAAGAAAAGAAUUGACGUUGUAACGAUCUUCACCACACACGCUACUUUAUUGGGGAGAUACUUGUGCGCCGCUGGUGACGUAGAUUUUUAUAACAAUUUGCAAUAUUUUGAUGUGGACCAAGAAGCUGGUAAAAGGGGAAUUUACCAUAGGUAUUGCAUUGAACGUGCGGCAGCUCAUACAGCGGACGUUUUCACCACUGUGUCGCAGAUCACUGCAUUGGAAGCGGAGCAUUUACUGAAGAGGAAACCUGACGGAAUAUUGCCCAAUGGGCUGAACGUCGUCAAAUUCCAAGCCGUUCAUGAAUUCCAAAACCUGCAUGCCUUGAAAAAAGACAAAAUUAAUGAUUUUAUUAGAGGUCAUUUCCAUGGCUGUUUUGAUUUCGAUCUAGACAACACCGUUUACUUCUUUAUCGCUGGUAGAUAUGAAUACAAAAACAAAGGUGCUGACAUGUUCAUUGAAUCAUUAGCCCGUCUCAAUUAUAGGUUGAAAGUUUCUGGGUCCAAGAAGACUGUGGUAGCAUUUUUGAUUAUGCCAGCCAAGACUAAUUCCUUCACCGUAGAGGCAUUAAAGAGCCAAGCCAUUGUGAAAUCCCUGGAGAAUACCGUUGAUGAGGUCACUGCAGCCAUUGGAAAAAGAAUUUUCGAGCAUACAAUGAGAUACCCUCACAACGGUCUGGAAUCGGAGUUGCCCACUAAUUUGGAUGAACUGUUGAAAGGUUCAGAGAAAGUCCUGUUGAAAAAAAGGGUCUUGGCAUUAAGGAGACCUCAGGGAGAAUUACCUCCAGUAGUCACACAUAACAUGUGCGAUGAUGCUAACGAUCCAAUACUAAAUCAAAUCAGACAUGUCAGAUUAUUUAACGAUUCUAGCGACCGUGUCAAAGUGAUUUUCCAUCCUGAAUUUCUGAACGCCAAUAAUCCCAUUCUUGGAUUGGAUUAUGACGAAUUUGUUCGUGGUUGUCAUUUGGGUGUCUUCCCUUCCUAUUAUGAGCCAUGGGGGUACACUCCUGCUGAAUGUACCGUUAUGGGUGUUCCAUCAAUCACAACAAACGUUUCAGGGUUUGGUGCCUAUAUGGAAGACCUGAUUGAAACCGACCAAGCGAAAGACUAUGGUAUUUAUAUCGUAGACCGUCGUUUCAAGAGCCCUGAUGAAUCUGUGGAACAAUUAGCUGACUACAUGGAAGAGUUUGUUAAUAAGACUAGAAGGCAAAGAAUAAACCAAAGAAACAGAACCGAAAGAUUGUCUGAUUUAUUAGACUGGAAGAGAAUGGGGUUGGAGUACGUCAAGGCUAGACAAUUGGGACUUCGUAGAGCCUACCCAGACCAGUUCAAAGAAUUGGUAGGCGAGACAAUUAGCGACGCCAAUAUGAAUACACUUGCCGGUGGCAAGAAAUUCAAGAUUGCCAGACCUCUAAGUGUACCUGGAUCUCCCAAGGUUAGAUCCAAUAGCACCGUUUACAUGACACCGGGCGACUUGGGUACCCUCCAAGAUGCUAAUAAUGCUGAUGACUAUUUCAACUUGAGCAUGAAUGGGGGCAUCGCCAAUGACGACGACGAUGAUACGUCUGCAUACUACGAGGAUAACUGA
Molecule: messenger RNA, 2124 nt
Organism: Saccharomyces mikatae IFO 1815
Lineage: Eukaryota; Fungi; Ascomycota; Saccharomycetes; Saccharomycetales; Saccharomycetaceae
Gene: GSY1
Product: glycogen (starch) synthase GSY1
Exons: 1
Coding region: 1-2124 (707 amino acids)
Biological process (GO): glycogen biosynthetic process
Cellular component (GO): cytoplasm
Molecular function (GO): alpha-1,4-glucan glucosyltransferase (UDP-glucose donor) activity
Source: RefSeq, a predicted model, not a curated record